Leishmania braziliensis MHOM/BR/75/M2904 is the source of this 660-nucleotide messenger RNA. RefSeq names its product ER lumen retaining receptor-like protein. The record is from RefSeq and is a predicted model, not a curated record. Gene Ontology annotation, molecular function: ER lumen protein retrieval receptor activity. Gene Ontology annotation, biological process: endoplasmic reticulum to Golgi vesicle-mediated transport; protein retention in ER lumen. The transcript has a single exon. Bases 1 to 660 code for a protein of 219 amino acids. Gene Ontology annotation, cellular component: membrane; cis-Golgi network; endoplasmic reticulum. NCBI's taxonomy places the organism in Eukaryota, Euglenozoa, Kinetoplastea, Trypanosomatida, Trypanosomatidae.
AUGUCUGUGAUUCGCAUAGCGGGGGAUAUGUUGCACCUCAGUGCCAUCUUGAUCCUCUUAUCCAAGAUGCUGCGUCAGCGCAGCGCCGCCGGCAUCUCGCUCAAGUCGAUGGAGCUGUUUGCACUCGUCUUCUGCACGCGCUACCUGGAUGUCUUGUUUUCCUUUAUUGGCAUCUAUAACACCACCAUGAAAAUGUUCUUCAUUGCAUCGACGCUGCACAUCUGUUACUUGAUGAAGUUCAAGAGCCCGUGGAAAGCGACUUACGACCGCGAAAACGACACCUUCCGCAUCCGCUACCUUAUUGUGCCUUGCGUGGUGCUCACCAUCCUGUUUCACGGGACUCCGCGGCGCAACAUCAUUGUUGAGCUCUGUUGGACCUUCUCCCAGUAUCUGGAAGCUGUCUCAAUUCUGCCGCAGAUCUUCUUGCUCGAGUACACCGAGCGGUACGAUGCGCUGACAUCUCACUACCUCUUCUGCCUCGGGGCGUACCGCGUCGUGUACAUGAUUCACUGGGCGAUUCGCUACUACAUCUAUCGCAAGGUGCGGUGGAUCUCGGUCCUUAGCGGGUUUGUGCAGUCGCUGCUGUAUAUCGAUUUUUUCUACCACUACGUGGUGCAGGUACUCCGCAAGGCAAAGGAGCGGUAUGAAUUGGCCAAGUAG